This is a messenger RNA of Oppia nitens, 4810 nucleotides long. It is a transcript of the gene Nup98-96, whose product is annotated as nuclear pore complex protein Nup98-Nup96-like. The record is from RefSeq and is a predicted model, not a curated record. Gene Ontology annotation, cellular component: nuclear pore; nuclear pore cytoplasmic filaments. The transcript has 2 exons. Lineage: Eukaryota; Metazoa; Arthropoda; Arachnida; Sarcoptiformes; Oppiidae. Bases 141 to 4748 code for a protein of 1535 amino acids. Gene Ontology annotation, biological process: RNA export from nucleus; protein import into nucleus; post-transcriptional tethering of RNA polymerase II gene DNA at nuclear periphery. Gene Ontology annotation, molecular function: structural constituent of nuclear pore.
GUAAACAUUGUUUUACUCCAAAAAUACGACACAAACGCUAAAUAAACGAUCGUUUGAUUGAAUCAAUUGUUUUGUUAAGGAUUUGAAAUAAUCGACAAAUUGAUCCAAUUGUUGACAAUUAAGACAUAGAGUCACUCGUGAUGUUCGGGUCGUCCAAUAAUAAGCCAUUGUUUGGUUCGUCGGGUACUUCCAGUGCCUUCGGUCAGCCCAACACAUCCACUUUUGGAGUACAGCCGACUCCCGGCGGUGGACUGUUUGGUUCAAUGACGGCCACACAAACACCACAACAAACCGGAUUGUUCGGGUCGACCGCAACACAGCCUUUCGGUUCGACGCAAACUUCUAUUUUCGGGACGACUCCAAACACUGUAACUACCAAUACAUUUGGCUCUCAGUCGGCUCCCAGUGCUUUUGGUGGAACCACUUCAUCUAUAUUUGGUACAACCCAACAAAAUAAUUCAUUGUUUGGCGGCAACCGAUUCGGUACGACCUCAACUACCUCACCAUUCGGUAAUACUUCUUUAACUCAACCUAUGAGUGCGCCCAAUGGGACAACAAUUAAAUUCAAUGCUCCCGCGGGAACUGAUACAAUGAUGAAGAAUGGCGUUUCGCAAAAUAUUAACACAAGACAUCAAUGUAUAACUUGUAUGAGAGAGUAUGAAACUAAAUCAUUGGAAGAACUUCGUCUCGAAGACUAUAUAGCGAACAGGAAAGGGCCGCAAAAUCCGGGAAUGUUUGGCACAGCAGCCAGUAGUGUCAGCUCAGGUGGUUUGUUUGGCUCUACACCGACCACUCAAAAUACUUUUGGUGCGACCACACAAAAUACAGGAUUAUUUGGUCCAAAUAAGACGGCAUUUGGUGGGCUAACCCAACCAACCACUACUUCUAGCGCCGGUCUAUUUGGUCAAAACACUUUUGGACAAAACAAACCAAUGUUUGGCGGAAGUUCUACAUUUCCCAGUGCCGUAACUCCAUCAUCGACCACAUCUAUAUUUGGUCCGACAUCUACAGCAAAUCCAUUGCAAAACAAUUCAUUUUUUGGUUCGACCAGUAAUACUGCCGCCGUAAAGCCAACAUUUGGCACUACCGCUACACCAACACAACCAACACUUUUCGGUAAUACGCAAAAUAAUAGUUUAGCUCCAAAACCACUAUUCGGUACCACACCUACCAGUUCUGCCACUCCAUUUGGGGCCAAUACUGGAAACACUUUAUUUAAUACAGGAAACGCUGGUUCAACCCUUUUUGGCAGUACUUCACAGCCAUCACUAUUUAGCACACCAUCUAAUUUUAACAAUACUUUAAACAAACCACUUAUCAAUUUCAAUACCACACCUGCUAACCCAUUUAAUUCAUCACUUGGAGGAACUGGUUUGACAUCGACGACCAGUCUAUUUGGAACUAAUACCAACCAAUUUGGUAACACUGGUACUUCAUUGUUCAAUUCCUCUGCUCCCAGCUUUAACUUUGGUUCGACAAACCCAACCUUUCAGUCAAGUCUACAGCCAAAUAUGGGCGCAACAACUCAAUUACCACUCCAGACGACAGUUCAAGGAGUUAAUACUGACCAAUUGGUUACCCGUUUUCAAACAUUCCCAUACGGAAACUCACCACAACUUCAAAUUGAUGUCACGAUAUCUCCUGAUAGUCGACUGCGAACAAAGUUCACGACUGACCCGAAGACUCUAAAUCAAUACAAAAUGAGUGCUAAAACAAUUGACAAUAAACCUCAACGUAUUGUCACAAAUUCCUCAAAAGUUAAUACUAUGUUAUUUGAUGGUCUCGAAGAUGAAAAUACUGAUGAUUUUAAAACAGCUAAAGAUAUAUUUGUUCCGCGAAAAAACGUCAAGAAAUUAGUUUUUAAGCCUAAGAGUACAUCAUCGAUGGCAGACUUAAAUACUACUCAAAAUACAUCGAACACAUCUUCAUUUAUGAUUCAUACUGAACCACAAACAGGUCAUAAGUUUGAAGAUUCUUCUGUUGUUGACAUUACUGUUAAUGAAUUCAUUCUGAAAGACAAUAACUCCAAACAAAAAGAGCGAUUAACUAUAUCUCCGGCCAAAGGAGAUGAAAGUCAGACAUUGAAUGCAUCAAUUGGUUCAACACAACAAAGUUUGAAAGAUGACAGCGAUUCAGAAUCGAUUGCUCCUAUUAUUCCCAAAUGUGGUGUUAUAUUGACCCGAACUGAUUAUUAUACCAUCCCAUCAAUCGAUGAAUUGGAUGCGUAUUACGAUCCGUGUACUGACACAUGUGUUAUUCCCACUUUUACUGUUGUCCGACAGGACUACGGAUCAAUCUAUUGGGACGGACAUAUCGACGUUAAAGGAUUGAAUUUGGAUGAAACAGUUCAUAUACGACGUAAAGAAGUUAUUGUUUAUCCCGAUGAAGAGGCGGCGCCCAAAGUUGGUGAUGGUCUCAAUCGUGCCGCUCAAAUCACAUUACAUCAAGUUUGGCCAAUUGAUAAAACAACUCACGAAGUUAUUAAAGAUAAGGAUAGAUUGAGAGCUAUGAAGUAUUCAGAAAAGAUAGAAAUGGCAACAAUUAAAUUGGGCGCCACUUUCAAGGAAUAUAGACCCGAUACCGGCAGUUGGGUUUUCACUGUUAAACACUUUAGUAAAUAUGGUUUAUUGGAUGACGACGACGAUGAUGAUGAUCUACAAGUAAUGGAAGCGACAAAACAAAUACUUCCAAAACAAUCUCAACAACAACAACAACAAACUAUACCUUCAAAAGAAGUGUUGGAACCAAAGAGAAAGUUAUUUUCGAGAGAUGUAGAACUAAAUGAUAAUUAUAACAUGUCUUAUGAAUGGUCUGAUAAUCUAAUGAAACCUAAGGACAACGAAAUGGUAAAUUUAUUUGAUGAUGAAUACGAUGACUUCUUUGAUGAAGAUCUCGAUCAAUCGGCCAGUUAUUUGCCACCAAUUGUGCCACAGUUUACCGAAGUGGACAAAAUUCGGUCGACACUAUUUGAUCAACGAGACUAUGAAUCAGUUUUAUCUAAAAAGAGCAAAACAUUUGCAGUUAUUUCACCGCAAAAAGAAAUUAAAAGCAAAUAUGUUUCGCCACAAAUUUUGCGACCGAAUCCAAUCAUUAAAAGAGAAAUCACAUUUGAAGCCGACGUUUUCAGCGCUAAAAAUAAGAUAAUCUGUGAUAUCGGUUCUGUUUGUAUGUCUAAUUCACCGAAAUUGUCAUUUUUCAAUGGUUCCCGAAAUUUUACAAUAGUUAAAGGAUCAACCGUUUUAAUCUGUAGUUUGAAUUUAAUUAAAUUCAAUGAUUUGGUUAAUAAUCGAUUUGAAGAACAUCUGAAAAAACAUUCAAUGAUUCAAAAGCCAGAAUACGAGUCAAAAGCACCCGUAGCUGAAACCCGAGAGUUUGCUUCCAAUUCACACAACUCGUUAAAACAGGAACAGCUAAUUGAAGCACUUUAUGGUCCAUUGUCUGAAGCAACUCCUUAUGCCUCUUAUCAACAGAGAUUAGACAAAAUUAAGGGAUGGCUUUUUGCUGUCAACAAAAAGUUGCCGAUUCCUAAAACCAAUUAUUCAAAGAUAAUUCACUUUUUGUCAACCAAUGAAUUGGAAGUGGCCGCUGAGGAAGCUCUUAAUGGUAAUAACCCUCGUUUGGCAACAUUGCUCGCGUGUGGACCAACUGUUAACAAAGAGCAACUUAUUGCUCAAUUAGAUUCAUGGAAGCGCUCAAAAGCUGAUAAUUUUAUAGAUUAUGAUUUGAUAAAAAUUUAUGUAUUAUUGUCGGGACUGAUUGAAUGGAAACUUAGUAAUGAAAAGAUUGUCAAAGUUCUUGAUGGCUUUCAAUGGACACAACAAUUGGCUCUUAUUUUGUUAUAUAAAACUCAAUUAGAUGUCGACAAUAAUGACUUAGAUCUCGAUAUUUUGUUGACAUCAAUGUCAAGUCUUACUGAACAUCCCGAAGAAGUUGAGUAUCAUUUAUUGGCCGGACAUACGCCAUGGGUAGCCAUGUGUAUGACCUCAAGUCCAUUGGAUUCAUGGUUUCUUCACGAGUCACUUAAAUGCUAUCACGUAAUGAAAGACGAAAAUGAUUUAAUUUCAAUGAGUGAUUGCAUUCACACUUUCAUUGCCUCUCAAAUUGAUGACAUCAGAUGGUCAUGUUUUGUGGCCAUACAUAUCAGUAACGAUAAUAUUAGACAAAUGGUUAUUAAAGAUAUUAUCGGACGAAAGUCAUCACAAUUUAUGCAAAAUAAAGAAAUAAAGAAAUGGCUUUUGGAUAACCUAUUGAUUCCCACAGUAUUUUUGGCCGAAGCAAAGGCAAUACAAGCGAAAAAAUGCUUUGAUUUCCCAAAUUUGGCCGAAAAUUUAAUCGAUUGUAAACAAUGGUCAGAAGCGCAUGAAGUACUCAUUGAAUCUGUAUUUCCACAAAUGGUUGUCAACGAAGAGAAUGAUGUCAUCGCAGACUUAAUAUCAAAACUGAAGCCUAACUGUCAUCUUAUAUCUAACUGGUCAUCAAAUGGCGCACACAUUUAUGACACUUAUCUUAAAUGUUUAAAAAACUCUAAUAUAGAAGAUAUUAAAGCGUUUAAUAUUCAUCAGUUGCGGACCAAAUGCAAGACACAGAUCUUAUGUCAAAGUGAAAUGGCCAGAAGAGUCGACAUUAUAUAUUCAGAACUAACUGGUGGACAGUUCGCCUACAAUACGCCCGUUCCCGACGACUACGCUCUCAUGGAGUUAAAGAUGAACGCAAAGAAUUUAACUAAACUUUUAUGUCAAACAAAUUAAUUGUGUUUUUGUGUUAAACUUUUUAAAUAUAAAGAAUAUAUUCACACGAAUUGAAACAUUUA